AUGUCGCUCGAGACACCUGAUCCACCAGCCCACGCCACACAAGUCCGAUUCGCUGCUGCACCGUUGGAACUCGACGACAGGCACGACGAUAGCAACGAGCCGAUUCCUUCAGACGCAGUCCUCCGAGAAUCGCAACUCGCCGAUGCCGCCGUCCCGGAUGGAGGUUUCGGCUGGGUCAUUGCGUCAGCCUGCGCCGUCAUGACUUGGUGGUUCGUCGGGAUAACAUACUGCUGGGGCAUUAUACAAAGCGCGCUCGUCGCCCAAGGACUCUCAACGCCAGCCACGCUGUCGUAUGUAGGGUCUCUGGCAGUAACAUUUGUGUCCAUCCUUGCUCCCGCCUCUGCCGGUGUGAUUGCACGCGCCGGUGCUAGGAACACUGCCAUCCUCGGAGUAUUCCUGCUAGGCCUGGGGAAUAUCCUCAGUGGCUUUGCGACCAGCAGCGUCGGCGGUCUCUUCGCCACGAAUGGCAUAGUCAUGGGCUUUGGAGUCGCCCUUUCAUUCAUGGUUUGCUCCACAACACCGGCGCAAUACUUUUAUCGCAAACGUGGGCUUGCGAAUGGUAUCGUCUUUGCUGGGGGAGGUUUGGGUGGUGCCGUCAUUAGUUUCAUCAUGGACGAACUCAUCAUCAAGCUCGGUAUACCAUGGACUUUUCGUGUCAUUGGACUCAUGACCCUCGCCACUGGACUCCCGGCUGCGUGGCUUAUCCGGGAGCGUGUGCCGGUCAGAUCACAAAGUCGUAUCGAGUGGCGUCUGUUCCGGGAUCCUCAAUUCGUCAUUCUCUUCGCCGCGGGAGCCGUGGGUACAUUUCCCCUGUUUGUACCGCCUUUUUUCCUCCCACUCUAUGUCAAUUCGCUCGGCUUGUCAUCUAGUACUGCAGCCGGAUUGCUUGCAGGUUUCAACUUUGCAUCUGCCAUUGGGCGUAUUGGCUGUGGAGCUCUCUGCGAUGCUUUGGGCGCCCUCAAUACACUCUUUGCUUCACUCUUCAUUUGUGCCUUGAGUAUGCUUAUUAUCUGGCCCGCAUCACAUUCACUGGCACCUUUGGCCGCAUUUGUUGUUAUCAAUGGUCUUUCGAACGGAGGUUUCUUUGCUACCAUGCCUACCGUAGUAGGUAACAUAUUCGGAUCUGCCAGAUUGAGUGUUGCAAUGGGGAUGAUAGUUACCGGCUGGGCUGGGGGCUAUUUAAUGGGUGCUCCCAUUGCUGGAUUCUUACUCAAUGCUUAUGGCGGCGAGAAUCGUGGGCUCAAUCCAUAUCGACCGGCAAUGUACUACGCCGGCGCAAUGGCAUUGGCUUCUGCGUUGUUAGUCCUAAUUGCAAGGAUGAGAUUCUCUGUAAAGUUGAUCAAGAAGCUCUGA
Molecule: messenger RNA, 1353 nt
Organism: Pestalotiopsis fici W106-1
Lineage: Eukaryota; Fungi; Ascomycota; Sordariomycetes; Amphisphaeriales; Sporocadaceae
Exons: 1
Coding region: 1-1353 (450 amino acids)
Biological process (GO): transmembrane transport
Cellular component (GO): fungal-type vacuole membrane
Molecular function (GO): transmembrane transporter activity
Source: RefSeq, a predicted model, not a curated record